GCAGAUAUAUGGUACAAUGAAAGCAGAGAGAGAGAGAGCAGACGCAAUGAUGAGAUCACAGAGAUCUUUAAUCCUCUUUCUGACCAAACACUGCCACCCUUACCACUGCCAUCAUCAACUCCACCUGUACAUAUAGGAGGAGAAAACAAUUUAAAGUGUGUAAUUUUUCUCUCCUCCCUUUAAUUCCCCCAAUUUCUCACUUUAUUUCUCUAGAAAUUGGGAUUUAGUUUUCUUGUUGUUGGGUUUGCCUGCUCUGCUGGGUAGUGUUAACCCCUAUAUAUAACCAGUUCUGGUAAUUAAGUUAGUCAGUCCACAUAAUAAAGCUGAAGAAGUGUACAAUUAAGAGGCACAAAUACCAAAAGGAGAGAGAGAGAGAGAGAGAGAGAGAGAGAGAUGGGUUAGGCUGGCAGGGGAGCUGGUUUAGCCUUUCUCUUUCAGUCUGGUUUGGGUUUAGAUUAUGGUGGUAGGGGUGGGGGUGUUCGUGAUAUGGAACUGAAAACAUUGACUGACAGAGGCUUUUGGGAGAGCCAGAAGCAGGAAAAGCAGAAGCAGCUUCAGGGCUCAGAGGAGAGGUGGCAGCACAAGCAUCAGGAGAUCCCAGCGGCAAAGAAAAACCACUAGCAAAAAGAAGUCUAUUUGUAAAAGUAAUUGUUGUAGAAGCAGAAGCAGAAGCAGGUGUACUGUUCCAUUAAAAACUGGAAGAGGAAAAUCACAAGGGUCUGACUCUGGAUCCUCAAAGGAAUCACCACCAUUAUCUCCACCAAAACCCAAUUCUCAAUUUUAACCAUCUUGUCCAAGGAGAAGAAGAAACCCAGCAACAAACCCAGCAGAAUCACCACCAAGCUUUCAACUUUCCGUAUUUCCAGCAAGACCCACAAACCCAGCACCAGCACCAGCAUUUCUUUGGAGAAACCCAGCAGUUGCAGCUGCAAGAGCAGCAGCAAGCUCCAAAGAAACGCAGCUUCACUUCUUCUUCUUCUUCAACUUUUGGGGAACAGAGCAUCGAAUAUGCAAGAUCAAAAAUGGGGGAUUCUCACCACCACCAAGCAACGACGUCGUCUCGCCUGGGGAUAAGGCCGCCGUCCUCGGGCGGAGGAGUAGUCAGCACCGACAUCGUGGAGGUGGUACGAGGCAGCCACAUUGUCCGGGCGACGGGCCGGAAAGACAGGCACAGCAAGGUCUGCACGGCUAAAGGCCCGAGGGACCGCCGCGUCCGGCUCGCCGCUCACACCGCCAUUCAAUUCUACGACGUCCAGGACCGGCUCGGCUAUGACCGACCCAGCAAGGCCGUCGAUUGGCUAAUCAAGAAGGCCAAGGCCGCCAUAGACGAGCUAGACGAGCUUCCCUCAUGGAACCUAUAUUCGACUUCAACCACCGCGUCGGUUCCGGGCGUGGAGACCCACAAUCCGACCACGACCGGCAUACACUGCUUCGCGGGAGUGGACGCAAUUGGGUCUGCUAAUCGAAGGACAACAAUGGUGGGGAGUGGAGUUUCGGAACAGCAAAUUGUUCAGAACCCAAAUAGCAACUUGACUUUCCUCCCGCCGUCGCUCGACUCGGACGCCAUUGCAGACACCAUAAAGUCCUUUUUCCCAACGGGUGCUUCCGCAAUCGCAGCUGCAGCCGAGGCUCCGUCGUCGACGAUACAGUUUCAUCAGAACUACCCACCUGAUUUACUCUCCAGAACCAGCAGCCAGAGCCAAGAUCUGCGCCUCUCUCUGCAAUCCUUCCAAGACCCAAUUCUCCUCCACCAGCACCACGCUCAUACCCAUCAAAACGAGCAAUCCCUUUUCUCCGGAUCCCAAAACCCGCUCGGGUUUGAUGGGUCCUCCGCCGCGUGGGCAGAGCAUCACCACAACCAGCAGCAGCAAGAGAUAAACAGAUUCCAGCGAAUGGUGGCUUGGAACAGCGGAGACGGAGAUAGCGGUGAUAACGGCGGUGGAUCAUCGUCGUCAGGCGGGUUUACAUUCAACUCGCUGCUACCAACACAGCAGAGUAGUACUAGUUCUUUGCAGCAGCAGCAGUCGUUGUUCGGCCAAAGCCAGUUCUUUUUUCAGAGGGGACCCCUUCAGUCCAGUAACUCGCCGUCAAUUCGUGCUUGGAUGAUGGACCAGCAAAACCAACAAUCCAUUUCUCACGACCAUCAUCAUCAAAUCUCGCAAUCCAUUCAUCACCAACCGUCCUUUUCCAGUAUGGGAUUCACCUCCGGAGGUGAAUUCUCCGGCUUCCACAUCCCGGCACGAAUUCACGGCGAGGAGGAGCACGACGGCAUCUCUGACAAGCCGUCCUCUGCUUCCUCCAAUUCUCGCCAUUGAACCGAAACAAAAAGACUGAACUUCUCUUCAAAAGGGCUCAAGCUCUCAUCUCAUCUCUCCCUUCCACAGGGAGAUUACAAGAGCUACCUGUUGAUUCCCAAUUCAGAUGUGGCCAGGGAGAAGAUUUUUCGGUCGCUUUGGUUCAAUGGCGUACGCCUUGGGAAGAAGAAAUCUGAGUGCAUUUUCGGGUUUUUUCCGCUCCCUCGGUUCGUUUUAGGUUUGAUUUCAUCAGUUUGUUGCUUGUUAUGUUGUUGUAGCAGCUCUGUUUACAUGUUUGAGUUGAGCACUUAAAGCUCAAACUUUUUGCUUGCUUUAUAUUUGGUUUGUGUUUCUGUUGCUAGACUAGCAAUAUGUUGCUAAUCUGCUUUAUUUUCAUUCGUAGAGUUAAAUGGAAGUUCUGUGUGUUUUGAUACA
This is a messenger RNA of Pyrus x bretschneideri (Chinese white pear), 2729 nucleotides long. RefSeq names its product transcription factor TCP4. Gene Ontology annotation, molecular function: DNA-binding transcription factor activity; sequence-specific DNA binding. The record is from RefSeq and is a predicted model, not a curated record. Gene Ontology annotation, cellular component: nucleus. Gene Ontology annotation, biological process: regulation of secondary shoot formation. The transcript is spliced from 2 exons. The coding region runs from base 1023 to 2315 and encodes 430 amino acids. NCBI's taxonomy places the organism in Eukaryota, Viridiplantae, Streptophyta, Magnoliopsida, Rosales, Rosaceae.